This is a messenger RNA of Ostreococcus tauri, 1230 nucleotides long. RefSeq names its product unnamed product. The record is from RefSeq and is a predicted model, not a curated record. The transcript has a single exon. The coding region runs from base 1 to 1230 and encodes 409 amino acids. Lineage: Eukaryota; Viridiplantae; Chlorophyta; Mamiellophyceae; Mamiellales; Bathycoccaceae.
AUGCCCAUCGUCACCGGCGCCCUUCCCUUUGUCGCCGUGAGCGCGACGACGGGGAAGAUCGCCUCGAUCGGGUACGAAUUCGCCGCCGAGGAGACGCACGAGACGCGCACCGAGACGAAUGAUGACGCGUCGGACGCGCGCGACGCCACGCGCGAGGCGACGACGAACGGCUCGGGGGGAGACAUCUUACGAGACUGGCAAGUGAUGCAAACGAGACUCGAUCGCGAGGAGGAGGCGGAGACGAUGCGGGAGUUGUGGAGGAACGACGCCCCGGCGUGGUUGGAACGAAGCAAAACGACGUGGCGGGCGAGACAUCUGGCGAGGCAGUUCGCGAGGGAACGCGCGAGUGGGAACCCGAAUCCAAAGGUUGGAACGACGCGGAGGGAUGGAGACGGCGAUGGGGGGUCGGUAGGGAAGCAAACGCGGAAAAAUCGGUCGUCGGGCGAGCCGUUGGUGCAGCUGGGCGAGCGCGGACGCGCGGGUCUCGGGAAGGUGGCGUGCUCGAUCGAGGAUCUGUUGGCGAGCGGUCUGUUGGUGCCAGGGAAAGAGAAGUUGUACAUCGUGUAUCAGGAUAACACGUGGUGCGCGGAUUUGGACGAAAAUGGGCUGAUUUCGUUCAGAGGGAAGACGUUUACGAGUCCGAGCGCUUGGGCGAUUUUCGCCAAGCGAAUCACGAAUCCCACGAAGAAGGCAGACGACGGAUGGAAGAGCGCGCGAUACGGACACCCCGACGGUCCGACGUUGGAUCAGGUGAAAGGAGAGUACGCGCGCAUGCAACAGCUCAAGGCUGCGGGAAUUGAGGUGAGCGCGCAGGAAGCGGGAAAAUCUAUGAGCGGCUCCAAUCGAGCCGCCGGAGACUCGCCGGCGCCUCGGUCAACCCCUCGAAAACGCAAGGCGUCAGAUAUCGUCACCGCGAGCGCCGACGAUAUGACGUGGACGCACAUGUUUCCUGGAUGCGAGCACGGCGCGCCUGAGCCGUACGCCGGAAAAACUGUUGACUCAAACAUGGAGUUCAGCUCCCUCAUUGGACGAUAUAUCUGCGUCCACUGGGAGCGCCAGAGCGUUUGGAUGGCUGGCAAAGUAAUCAAGGUUCGAGACCUCGAUACCCACGUCGAGGCGGACGUCUUAUUCGCUAGCGGCAAAAUAGAACGCAGUAUCGACAUGGAGGAGUUAGCCGGAGAGGGCAGUCUCGUCGUCCUCGACGUCCCGUCGUCACCCACGAAGAAGUGA